AGGACUCAGCUCCGCCUCAGUGCACGGCCGGACUCGCUUGCUGUAGGACCGAAAGACCAGGCAGGCUGUUCGUGCCACGAGCCCACGUUCCACCUUCGUCCUUGGGUUUAACACGUGUCCCCGCGUCGUCGGACUGAGCUCCGACCGACAGACCUCCUCAAACCAUAUCCUUUCCCGGGACGAAGUAGUGGAGAAUCUCAUUUCGUGAUGAUAACAGGUGUGCGAAGAGAGAGGAGGGAGAAUGGCCGAGAGAGAAGCACGUGUGAGUGAGAGAAUCGCGGGGAUCUCGCCUCCAGCCUCAGUCAUCGCCACUUUUACUACGCGCAGAAUGAGGUCAUCGUCAGCCGCGGCCGACAGCUGAGUCCUUGAAUGCAGGCCGGGCCGGCGGCGGCGGGCGAGCGAAGGCGCGUGGGCGUGCGAGGGCCGCGCGGGCGUGAGACAUGGCGUGGCGGUCACCUGCGAGCCUGUCCCGGUGGGCGGCGAGGGCGGUGGUGGCCGGCGUCGUCAGGGAAACGGAGCACCGUCUGCGUGGCUGCCUCGCCCUCGUGCCGGCGGAGCUCCUGAUAGCGAGGGCGACCGCUGGGCUCCUCCUCAGGAACAGGGAUUCAGGAGACAGCCAGCGAAAGGCGAUGUGAUGGAUCAUGCCCUUCGCCUCGCUAAGGAGCACGUGCAGCGCGUGGAGCGAUGGUGGCGCAAGCUCCCCGGGCAGCGCGCGGCGCCGGGCCACGUCCUCCGCGAGACGCUCGAUGCGAUGACGGAGGUGAACCCGAAGUACGACCAGGACUUCCCGACGCACCUGACGCGCCUCCUGCUGAAGCUGGUGCUGCUGGACGCCGUGUUCGUCGACCGGGACUACGGGGACAAGGACCGGCGGUGCGUGGUGCCCUUCGCGUGGGAGCGGUGGUUCGCCCGCCUCGUGGCAAGGCUCGGCCCUUUCGCCCACCUUCAGGAGCUCCAGGUCUACGGGGGGAUGUACCCGAGUAUCCUGGCGGCCAUCCUGAAGGGCGCGCCGUUCCUCACCUCGCUCCUCAUCUCGCACAUCAACAUCACCGACGAGAUCCUGCUGGUGGCCAGCCGCUUCUGCCCGCGCCUCGAGAAGCUCUACCUCCUGCACAACUACCCGUGGCAGGUCAUUUCCCUGAAGGCCUUCUGCGCCGCCUUCUUCGACGGCGCCUCCAAGAGGGACUUGGUGAGGGUGAUGCGAGCGGGCUGCGAGGGGAACAUAAACAGAACUUUUGAUUCGCUCAGAGAGGUCGACCUCGCCUACGGUGAGAUAGAAGUGGCGAAGGAGUUCCACAAAUUCCUCCUGUCUUUCUACCCUGACCUGACUAGCAUCAGCUGCGAGUGGAGGACGAACAUGUUCGAGGACGGCUACUCCAGCCAUGCCUACGACGUUCUCUUCCCCAUAAUCUCGAAGGGGCAACAGGUCUCCCUGAAGCGCGUGUUUCUAGACGGGGUGACGCUCUACAGCACGGGGCGCGCGCGCCUGCAGCAGUUGGCGUGGAGCUCCCCGGCCGUCACGUCACUGGCGCUCGACUGCAGCACGAGAGGCAGCCCGAGGGUUUACGAGACCGCGGGAAGGCAGCUGACGGAGCUGCUGUCGGAGUGGACGCACUUCUCGGAGCUACAUGCGAACGUCAGUUGCGAGGACCACGUCACGCACGCCAUGCUGGCCCCUGCCUUGCGGGUUCACGGGGGGAGGCUGACGGCCCUCACCCUCGAGGCCUCCAGCCCUGGCCAGCGGCUCCACGUGGCCACCGUGUGCCUUCUCGUGCAGCUCUGCCCCGCGCUGGCGUCGCUCAGGCUGCGGGUGUGGAGCCGGAGCAUGCUGGAGGCGCCGGCCACGCAGCUCUCGCCAUCGCUGCCGCUGCACUGCGUCCACCUGGAGGAAUUCUGUCUGCACGAAGACGGCCCCGGCGACCAGGAUGACCCAGUGGCCGAGGUGGGACACCUGGCCCGCUGGACAGGGCUCAUGGAGACGGUGAUGACGGCCUCCCCUCUACUGACCACACUCAGCAUCAGCAUCUGCCGCGGCGUGGCUCCGCUGAUGGACAAGUUACAGAGUGAUAUCCACGUCCUCCACCUGCACGUGACAGAUGGCUACGAGUGGGAGCCAUCGGUGGAGCAGAUCUGCCAGCUGGUGAGCCGCCUGCCGCGCCUGCAACACCUGUUCUUGGAAGAGGUGUCUGGCCGCGUGUUCUGGCGAGUGCGACGUCGGUACCAGUUCACGGGGCUUCGGGUGUACUGGGGCAAUCUGUACGGCUGGCCGAGGACUUGACGCGCGUCCUGGUGGCUGAAGGCGGGCAUGCGGAGAACUCUUGACCGGAGAGGGAGAUGCGUUAGUGCUGAAAACCUUACUGUAUGGAGGUCGUGGCUGCGUUUGCAAAGUGCUUUCGGAGGCGGAGAUAGUACAGUAGUGCAUAUUGCUCAACAUUUAAGCUAGUUAACAAAAGAUAGCAUUGAAAAUAUAGACAUAUAACAUUGGAUCUGCUUCAGAAUCAAACAAGCAAACAAAAAAAUGGAAUGUCGUAACAAAGUCCAGCGCUAGACUGAUGAUAUUCGAAAAUUGAAGAUAUACGUUUUAUUUCCCAAAGAUUGCAAAUAUUGCUGACGGGUUGCGAAGUUUGCAAAACGUUUAUCAAUAUAGUUGUAUAUUCUCCUUUCAGAACUUGAGUCAUGAA
Penaeus monodon (black tiger shrimp) is the source of this 2681-nucleotide messenger RNA. RefSeq lists its product as uncharacterized. Lineage: Eukaryota; Metazoa; Arthropoda; Malacostraca; Decapoda; Penaeidae. The record is from RefSeq and is a predicted model, not a curated record.